AUGCCCAGCACUCGGAACGAGAAGUUGAUUCUCAGCCUUCAGAAUGGUUUGGAGACCCUAAACCAGUUCCGCCUGAUAACAAAGUUCAUCUCAUCACCCCUUUUCCCGGCUACCGGCCGAGAUCCGCCUGACGGCGCGUGGAUCAACGGAUUCCCCCCGCUCAUCAGCGCCGUCUGCCGGGAGUCGCGCUCGAUCGUGCUCGAGAGUGGCCGCUUCCCGGAACGAUUCGCCCCCGACGGGGAAGAAGGGCCCGGCUGGCGGGCCAGCACCUCGUAUGUGACCUCGUGGCUCGAUCCCGCUCGGGACCGCGUGCAUCUGAACUGGACCCCGGCCUACGCGGCGGACUUCUGCAAUAACUCCGACGACGAUGGCUCGCCCCUGGAGUACCUCGCCUGGCGGGCGGCUCAGCUCACCACUUCCUCGCCUGCAAAGACUGGUCGCGCGUCCUUCAUGGAUGACUGGCUCUACGUCUCCGACAACGCCACUCCGCCCCCGGUCCUGCGGGAGAUCCUCUCGCGCUUUGCGUGCUGGCAGGUCAUCGUGCGGGGGAUGGCCAUCCACGCGGACCGUCGGACCGGGGCCGAGUCCGGCCUGUUCGGGCUGCUGGGCGACGCCCCUGUGCAGAUUGUGGAUGUGAGUGACCACGGCCGUGUCGAGGCGUAUUGGCGGCUGGCGGAGGCCCAGAGGCGGUACGAUCCGCAUGAGCAGGAUUUCGAAAGGGUCGAGGCUGAGGCUGUCGACCGGGAGGUGCAGGCGCAGGUGAAGAAAAUAUGCGGAGACGAGACGCUCCCGGCGAUCGAAAAUUGCGAGACGGAGAAUCAGCCAGAGACCUCCAAAGACUUCCUGUCACAGUUCAAGGAAGCCCGCGAACGAUAUGCGGACACACUAGGCCCAUCUGGGCAUAUGAACCCUCUGGACGCCUGUGUGAAGGAAGCCCUGCGUUUGCACCCCCCGUUCUGUCUGCCGUUCGAGCGGAUCGUCCCCUCAACGGGCAUGACUGUCUCUGGUCGCUAUCUUCCUCUCGGGACGACUGUUGGUAUGCGCCCAUGGGUGAUCAAUCGGAAUAGUGAGGUGUUUGGUGAGGAUGCCGAUAUGUGGCGGCCGGAGAGGUGGUUGUCUGAUGCUCACAGCCACGCCAUCAUGGAGAAGAAUAUGCACAGUUUCGGGGCAGGACGAUGUACCAUGUAA
This is a messenger RNA of Aspergillus aculeatus ATCC 16872, 1188 nucleotides long. RefSeq lists its product as uncharacterized. Lineage: Eukaryota; Fungi; Ascomycota; Eurotiomycetes; Eurotiales; Aspergillaceae. The transcript has 8 exons. The record is from RefSeq and is a predicted model, not a curated record. Bases 1 to 1188 code for a protein of 395 amino acids. Gene Ontology annotation, molecular function: heme binding; monooxygenase activity; oxidoreductase activity, acting on paired donors, with incorporation or reduction of molecular oxygen.